Rotaria sp. Silwood1 is the source of this 603-nucleotide messenger RNA. The record is from the annotation of a GenBank genome assembly. Lineage: Eukaryota; Metazoa; Rotifera; Eurotatoria; Philodinida; Philodinidae.
AUGCUAUAUUCGGAAUCAGCACGCAAAACUAUACUCGAUGACGAUAAAAUCGAAAAUAUCUCUUUAAACUGUCAAUCAAUAUCAACUUUUAUUGAUGUUCUUCUUGUUCAUGGUUCUGAUAUUUUAACAAAUAUAAAUUUAUUAAAUUUAACAUCUUCUCAAUUGACAACACAACAUUUUUUAAAUCUUUUCGAUCAACAAAAUAUUGAAAUAAAAACUACUAUUGUAUUUGGUCUUAUUAAAUUAUUUCUUAGUUCUCGUCUUGAAGCAAAUAUUGCUUUACUUGAAAUUAUACUUGAUUAUCGUUUUUCAAAUGAAUUAACAUUUGAUCUUGUUUCUCGCUAUCUACCUUUUGUAUCGGAUAAUAGUACAAUAGCUUAUAAAUCAAUCUUAAUUGAAUCAAUGUGUUAUUUUUGUAUUGAGUUACUUUCUUUACCAACUUUACCAAUUGAUAGAUCAAAUGAAGAACAUUCUCAUUAUCAUCUUGCAAUAAAUCUUCUUGAAUCAAUUCAUAAUUCAACUAAUAAUCAUACAUCAUUUAUUAUAAAAUCUUAUUUAAAUACAAUAAAACAUCUUCAAUUUCAAUAUAUGAAAAAAGAAUAA